UGACCACUAUACUGGUGUUGCAAGGUUUAUAAUAUUUGGUAAACUAGCUCAGUAUUUGAUUGGAGUUCCGGCGCUAAAUCUUGCAAUAGAUACAAGAGCCAGUAGAUUCAUCCUUUCUUCCAUUAUUCAAAAAAUGCUUAACCUGACUUAUAUCUUUCAAAUUACAUUUGUAUUGCAAAUUUCAGUACAAAUGCUAUUAAUUCAAGGAGACAGUUUUUUAGAAAGCUAAAUCGCAUGCAACCAGUUUAUAUUAAAGUUCCAGUGCUGGUUCUUCUUCAUCUCAAACUGCAGAAGUUGUUACUGCCUCUACCUCUGCAAAAUACGCUUUUACACAGCUUUUCAGAGAGGGAACUCAUUAACCCUUUCUAUCGCUGCAAUUCAAAUGAGGAAUUUUUGCCGACGAUUCCCCUUUCGCUCCCUUCCCCGCGAGAACAUUCCAAUUCCCCGUCAUUUCUUAUCCCAUCACUCUCGUUUCCCCGCCCGCUUCAACUCUUCUGCCAAAAUCCCAGCUUCUUCUUCUUCCAAAGAUACCUGCGCCAAAGGCCCCGCUCCUCUCUCCCUCUAUCAACGGAUCACAGAGCUCGUGGCAGAGGAGAACCCCACGGUCGAUGACAAGGCCAGCAGCGGAAACCCGGUGGCGGAAAAUGGUAGGUCAAGUGCUUGCCAGAUUGCCCGAGAGAGUGAAAGCUCUCUAAAUGCCAAGGAACAGGCGCAAGCGGAGAAUUCAGAGUUAGAAGAUGUUAGCCUGAUAGUUCAGAGGGUUACGGAGAUUGUACGGCUGGAAAAAUCCGAACUUCGCAUGGGGCAGCGCUUGGAUGAGUUGGACCUGCCAUUCAGCUCGGAGAUUGUCGAGAAAGUGCUGAAGAGGUGCUUCAAGGUGGGCCAUUUGGCUCUUCGGUUCUUCAGCUGGGUCAAGCUGCAACCUGGGUUUUGCCACACGACACAGACUUAUAAUGUGAUGAUAUAUAUAGCUGGUGAGGCUGAAGAGUUUGAUCUCAUGGAGAAAUUGGUGGAUGAAAUGGAGGAGGAUUUGUGUGCCAAGGACAUCAAAACAUGGACGACUCUAAUCUCACACUAUGGGAAGGUGAAACAGAUAGGCAAAGCAUUGAGCACCUUUGAGGCAAUGAGGAAAUCGGGUUGCGAACCAGAUGCUGGGGUUUACAAGGCAAUUCUUCGAGCUUUGUUUAAUGUGAGGAAAGCCGAGCUAUCAAUGGAGUUUUACAAGGAAAUGGUUUCUAAAAACAUGUCGGUUGAUGCGAGCCUAUAUCAAUUGCUCAUGAGUUGUUUAGCAAGAUCAGGAGAUGUAGCAGCAGUUCGGUUGGUCGGAGAUGAUAUGGUUAUGAUUGCCAAGUUGUCGGAUAGUGAGGUUUAUGCUUGCAUCUUGAGGAGUUUUUGUAUUGCAGGAAGGAUUGAAGAAGCCCGAAAACUAUUUGAAGAGAUCAAGAAGAAAAAUCUGCUUGUUGAUCUGAAAGUCUUUGAAGUUUUGGUGAAGGGUUUGUGUAGAGCAAGCAAAACAGAUGAUGCUAUUGAGAUUGUCAACAAUAUGAAGCAAAGUUUGGCUAUUGAUGGUCAGGUUUAUGGGUGUCUCAUCGAUGGGUUCAUCAGACAAGGUGAUGUUACAAAGGCCUUACAGCUGUUGCAUGAUAUGAGAGAACUUGGCUGCUUGCCAAUGGUCUCUACUUAUACACAGAUGAUCCAAUAUCUCUUCAGGUCAGAUGAAUAUGGAAAAGCCUGUGAACUCUAUGAGGAGAUGCUUAAAGAUGGCAUUGAACCAGAUAUUGUGGCAAUCACUGCUAUGGUUGCUGGCCAUGUCAGGCACAACCAAAUUUCUGAAGCAUGGGAUGCUUUUAAGAGCAUGAAGAAGAAAGGAAUGAAGCCCACUUGGAAAGCUUAUACAGUGUUCAUCAAAGAACUAUGUAAGGCUUCAAAGCCUAAUGAGGCUUACAAGCUUUUAGAAGAAAUGUUGGAUUCUAAUAUGAAUGCAACUAAUGGAAUAUAUCACUUGGUUAUAUCUUGUCUAACUAGGAAUGGUGAACUAGAGAAAGCUAGGAAAGUUGAGCAGAUAUGGACAUCCUUGAAACUUCAAAGCCUAGGAAACGAAAUGGUCUUCCAAUCAGCUGAUCAUCCUUCUCACCAUGAAGAGCAUAAGAGAUCGAAUUGCUCAUUCAACCAGGGCAUAAAUUAUAUUCAGAAAGCAGAGGCAUACAGUGAGAUUGAUCUUAAACAAGUAUGCAGAAUUCUAUCCUCCUCAACCAGCUGGAACUCAAUCCUGGAAGUACUGGAGAGGAGCAUGAUUCAUUUUACACCCAAAUUGGUUGAGGCAGUUCUCCAUAGUUGCCAAAGACACAGUGGUGCUGCUUUACGAUUUUUUUCAUGGGUAGGGAAACAGUCUGGUUAUGAACACACUGCAGAGACCUACAACAUGGGCAUCAAACUUGCAGGAAGUGCAAAAGAUUUCGAACACAUGAGAAAUCUCUAUCAAGAAAUGAGGAGAAGGGGUUGCUCUAUAACCCCAAAUACAUGGACCAUCAUGAUAGCGCAGUAUGGUCAGGCAGGUCUGACAGAGAUUGCUUUAAAGACUUUCAAAGAUAUGAAGAGCGAUGGCUAUCAGCCGAAUGGCAGUACUUACAAAUAUCUGAUUUUGUUUCUCUGUGGCAAGAAAGGUCGCAAGGUCGAUGAAGCUAUCAAAUUGUUCCAAGAAAUGAUCCAUGUAGGUUACAUGCCAGACAAAGAAAUAUUGGGGUUUUAUCUUUCUUCCUUAUGUGAAUCAGGAAAGUUAAUGGAUGCUAAAGGAUCUGUUAAAACUCUAUGUAAGAGAGGGUUUGCAAAAGAGCUUGGUUACUCAUUGCUCAUUAAGUCUCUUUGCAGAGCAGGGAGAGUAGAAGAAGCUCUUAUAUUGACAGAAGAGUUGGACAAAGUUGGGUGCAGCAUAGAUCAGUAUAUCUAUGGAAGUCUUGUUCAUGCCCUACUAAGACAGGGACGCUUGGAUGAGGCCUUAGAUAAGGUGGAGAGGAUGAAAAAGGCAGGUCUUUCACAAACUGUCCACAUACAUACAUCAUUGAUUGUUCAUUUCUGUAAGGAGAAACAAAUUGGAAAGGCUGUGGAUAUAUUUAAGAAGAUGAGAGAGGAUGGCUGCGAGCCAACUAUUGUUACUUAUUCGGCAUUGAUUCGUGGGUAUAUGAAUAUGGGGAUGAUUGCAGAUGCUUGGCAAAUUUUUCGCUACAUGAAAGUUAAGGGUCCAUUUCCUGAUUUUGAAACUUACUCAAUGUUCAUGACUUGUCUCUGCAAAGUAGGUAGGUCUGAAGACGGUCUCAAACUUAUCAAUGAAAUGUUGGAAUGUGGGAUUAUCCCUAGUGCAGUAAACUUUCGAACUGUGUUCCAUGGUCUAAAUAGAGAAGGUAAACAAGAGUUAGCUCAUUCUGUUCUUCAAACUAAAUGGCUUUUGAAGAGAGAGAGAAUGUUUCUGUAUUAAGUUAUGUUUUUCGAUAAAAGAAUAGCUAACAUAAUUCUUAAAGAAAAUAAAGUCACUAGUAUUUUCCAAAUACCAAAGUCAUCAUUUAUCAUUGUAUAGAAAUCCAAAAAUCCCUAACACUCAGGAGAUUUUGUAAUGCACACUACUCAAGCAUAUGGUUUCUUGUUUCUCUAUUUGGUGGUUUGAGUUCAGUUUUUUCCUAUGCUAGACAUUCUUUGCAGUCUUUUCUGUAACAGUUUUUAUUUUGGACAUUCCAUAUUGCCUUUCCAUGUCAAGACUCUGUGGAUAAACCCACUUAGAUUGUUGUAUUCUUUCUUCCCCUCCAAAGAAAGGGAUAAAUACCACUUUUCACUUAUCAUCUAUUUCUUAGUGUUGUAUUGUUCUUUUCUAGUAUCAAUUCGUGUUGAACUUUAUAUACAGACUAUUAAUGAUUGCUUCAAAGUCUUAUGACUAAGAAACUAUGUAUAUGACUAUUUGUAGAUAUCUUAACUAUGUAAUUUAACAUUUGACUAGUGAUUGCAUUCUCUGUAGCCUACCUUCUUCAAGAUUAAGGUGAUUAUUUCCUUCAGACAUGGAAAACAUUGCAUUGGGCAUUUGCAGUUUCAAUUGAAGUUGUACUUUCAACAAGGGAAAAUUCAAAAAUGGGGUCUUUAAGGUCACGGCUGGUUAUGUUUCUACCUUGAGUACUCAUUUAUAUCAUUCAUAGCUGGUGGGUCUGGUUGAUCUUAGACUCAUGUUAUUUUCUUAUUCGGAUAUGGUAAGUAUACAUCUUGCUAGUAGGGCUAGGAAGCUGAAGCAAAAGCUGAACCAAUCUGGCUAUGAAGCAAAUCCUUCAUCUCUUGUCGACAUUAUUCCAGAUUUUUAAACAACGCUCAAUUUUCUGGUGGAUCUGAAGGACCCUUUUUAGUCAUGUUUCUUUU
Phoenix dactylifera (date palm) is the source of this 4392-nucleotide messenger RNA. RefSeq names its product Pentatricopeptide repeat (PPR) superfamily protein. NCBI's taxonomy places the organism in Eukaryota, Viridiplantae, Streptophyta, Magnoliopsida, Arecales, Arecaceae. Gene Ontology annotation, molecular function: protein binding. The record is from RefSeq and is a predicted model, not a curated record.